Messenger RNA from Cynara cardunculus var. scolymus (artichoke), 996 nucleotides. RefSeq names its product endochitinase EP3-like. The coding region runs from base 12 to 818 and encodes 268 amino acids. Gene Ontology annotation, molecular function: chitinase activity; chitin binding. The record is from RefSeq and is a predicted model, not a curated record. NCBI's taxonomy places the organism in Eukaryota, Viridiplantae, Streptophyta, Magnoliopsida, Asterales, Asteraceae. The transcript is spliced from 2 exons. Gene Ontology annotation, biological process: carbohydrate metabolic process; chitin catabolic process; cell wall macromolecule catabolic process.
UAGAAACAAUCAUGAAAAUAUUUUCAUUCCUCAUCGUCAUCGGAGUACUUUCCGCCGGAAUACUCCAAAUCGCCGCCCAGAACUGCGGCUGUAGUCCAGACUUGUGUUGUAGCAGGUUCGGUUAUUGUGGCAGCGACGACGCAUACUGUGGCGCCGGGUGCCAGGAAGGGCCGUGUUUCGGACCUCCUCCGACGAAUAACGUAUCGGUUGGUAGCAUCGUGACAGAUGAGUUCUUCAAUGCAAUCGUGGAGCAAUCGGACGGUGGUUGUGAAGGGAGAGGGUUUUACUCACGCGCCGCCUUCCUUGAUGCCGUCGGAAACUAUCCACAGUUCGGUAGAGUUGGUUCCGAACAAGAUUCCAGGAGGGAGAUUGCAGCUUUCUUCGCACACGUCACUCAUGAAACUGGACAUUUUUGCUAUAUUGAAGAAAUAAACGGUCCUUCAAGAGAUUAUUGCGACGAAGGUAAUACUCAGUUUCCUUGUAACCCUAGCAAGGGUUACUACGGGAGAGGUCCGAUCCAACUCUCAUGGAAUUACAACUACGGUCCUGCCGGAAGGAGCAUUGGGUUCGAUGGACUAAACAAUCCUGAAAUUGUGGCUACUGAUCCACGCAUCUCCUUUCAAACUGCAUUGUGGUUUUGGAUGAACAAUGUUCAUUCACUCCUAAUUUCGGGCCAAGGGUUUGGAGCCACAAUCCGUGCUAUUAAUGGUGGCGAAUGCGAUGGUGGCAACCCGGCCACCGUAAGUUCUCGUGUUGGGUACUACACUGAAUAUUGUAACCAACUUGGUGUUGCACCAGGCGAUAAUCUUCGGUGUUAGUCGACUUGUAACUAUGUUUUUCGUGCCUAUAGAUACAACAUUGAAGAACAAACUUGGUGUAUCCACUUAGAAAUUCGAUAUCUGUAUUUCUUUUUGUAUCUCACGAAUGUUCAACGUGUAAUAUAUUUAUCUAUAUUCUAUGUAUGUUAAAUCGAUGUACAUCUAUGCACAUCUACAA